Chanos chanos (milkfish) is the source of this 2175-nucleotide messenger RNA. It is a transcript of the gene ddx5, whose product is annotated as DEAD (Asp-Glu-Ala-Asp) box helicase 5. The record is from RefSeq and is a predicted model, not a curated record. Gene Ontology annotation, molecular function: RNA helicase activity; ATP binding; nucleic acid binding. The transcript has 13 exons. Lineage: Eukaryota; Metazoa; Chordata; Actinopteri; Gonorynchiformes; Chanidae. Bases 106 to 1980 code for a protein of 624 amino acids.
UAAGCACCAUUGCUGCCAACGGAAGGAUUAAAUACCUCGAUAAAAUUUGUAGUUGUAUUCAAGUUUAUUUAUUUGUGGUUUUAAUUUAUAGACAUUGUUGACAACAUGCCUGGUUAUUCCGAUCGUGACCGAGACCGCGGCAGAGACAGAGGUUAUGGCAGCGGACCUCCACGUUUUGGAGGUAGCCGAGGUGGUCCGCAAACCGGAAAGAAGUAUGGAAAUCCAGGAGAGAGACUACGUAAAAGACACUGGAACUUGGACGAGCUUCCGAAAUUUGAGAAGAAUUUUUACCGGGAGCAUCCCGAGGUAUCUCGGAGAACCACACAAGAAGUUGAGCAGUACAGGAGAGCCAAAGAAGUCACAGUGAAGGGGAGAGAAUGUCCCAAACCAAUUAUCAAGUUCCAUGAAGCUAGCUUCCCAUCCUACGUUAUGGAUGUGAUCGGUAAACAGAACUGGACUGAACCAACACCCAUCCAAGCUCAGGGAUGGCCACUAGCGCUGAGUGGCAAAGACAUGGUCGGCAUUGCACAGACCGGAUCUGGGAAGACCCUCUCGUACUUGCUUCCUGCCAUUGUGCACAUCAACCACCAGCCUUUUUUGGAACAAGGAGAUGGUCCUAUUUGCCUGGUGUUGGCUCCCACCCGUGAGCUGGCGCAACAAGUCCAGCAGGUGGCAGCAGAGUACGGCAGAGCUUCUCGCCUCAAGACUACCUGCAUCUAUGGAGGGGCACCCAAAGGUCCACAGAUCCGUGACCUGGAGAGGGGAGUUGAGAUUUGCAUCGCCACUCCGGGUCGUCUCAUAGACUUCUUGGAGGCGGGAAAGACUAAUCUGCGCAGGUGCACGUACCUGGUUCUGGAUGAGGCUGACAGGAUGCUGGACAUGGGUUUUGAACCACAGAUCCGUAAAAUUGUGGACCAGAUCAGACCCGACAGACAGACCCUCAUGUGGAGUGCCACGUGGCCGAAGGAAGUGCGUCAGCUGGCGGAGGACUUCCUCAAGGAUUACGUACAGAUCAACGUCGGUGCCCUCCAGCUCAGCGCCAACCACAACAUCCUGCAGAUCGUUGACGUGUGUAACGACGGAGAGAAGGAGGACAAACUCCUCCGUCUGCUGGAAGAGAUCAUGAGUGAGAAGGAGAACAAGACGAUCAUUUUUGUGGAGACCAAGAGGAGAUGUGAUGACCUCACAAGGAGGAUGAGGAGAGACGGUUGGCCAGCAAUGGGUAUCCAUGGAGACAAGAGCCAGCAGGAAAGAGACUGGGUCCUCAACGAGUUCAAAUAUGGGAAGGCUCCCAUUCUCAUUGCCACAGAUGUUGCCUCCAGGGGUCUAGACGUGGAAGAUGUGAAAUUCGUCAUCAAUUUCGACUACCCCAACUCGUCCGAGGAUUACAUCCACCGUAUUGGCCGAACGGCCCGCAGUCAGAAGACUGGCACCGCCUACACCUUCUUUACCCCCAAUAACAUGAAGCAGGCUCAUGACCUUGUCUCUGUCCUCCGUGAGGCCAACCAGACCAUCAAUCCUAAACUCCUCCAAAUGGCAGAAGACAGAGGAGGUCGUUCAAGGGGAGGUCGCGGUGGAGGGUAUAGAGAUGACCGUCGGGAUCGGUAUUCUGGGGGCAAACGGGACUACGGUAGUUAUAAUCGGGAUAACGAUAGGAGUUUCGACAACGGACCAAAGAAAGUGUUUGGCAACAAAACUCAAAAUGGAGGCUAUGGGGGAUCCAGCAGCUACGAAAAUGGUAGCAGCAGCAAUGGUUUCAAUGGAGGCUAUAGCAGUAACGGACAGUCCAACUUUGGUGGUAACCAGCCUGGUGGCUAUGGAAACCAAGGUUUCCAGAACCAGCAGUUUGGUGCCAGCCAAGGUGGUGGACAGAAUGGCAUGGCUCAUCCUCCACAAUUCCCGUUUAACCCAACCCAGCAACAGAAUCAACAGCUACCCCAACCAUUGCUGCCCUUCCCCAUGCCUCCUGCCUUUUCCUAGUAAACUCAGUGCACAAAACUGCUUAGACUAUAAUUUAUUGGAUUUAUGUCCUGUAUAACUCCUGCAUUCAUUAUCCCUGACUGUAUGUGGGGGUUUUUCUAUUCUAUACAUUUUGGGAUUAAACAGUUUUGGGGGGGCCAAAAAAAUUUCAAGAAGUCUGCAGUGCAGCAGUAGUUAUGGUGCACUUUCCACCCA